Felis catus (domestic cat) is the source of this 606-nucleotide messenger RNA. RefSeq lists its product as uncharacterized. The record is from RefSeq and is a predicted model, not a curated record. Lineage: Eukaryota; Metazoa; Chordata; Mammalia; Carnivora; Felidae. The transcript has 2 exons. The coding region runs from base 74 to 466 and encodes 130 amino acids.
UCAUUAUCCUGGGAAGAGGUAUGCACAGUAGGAAGGUUAGGACGCCUGGGGUAGACCACUAGGAAGCUUCAAUAUGGGUAAGGUAACCAGGAAACUACCACAACCUGAUACAGAUACAGAUAUGGACCAACAAACCUCAAGUUCCAAUGAGAAGAUGACGACUCCCUAUCAACCCAGGUCCAGAGAUGGUAGCAAGGUCCUGAAGACAACCAUAAAGGUCAAAAGACCAAUUAAAAAGAGUUUGAAUAAAAAAGUCUUGAACAAAACCACCAACUCUGUAAGAAGGCCUAAGAAAGCUAGAGGAACAAUACUAUUCGGUCACUAUCACAGACUGAAUGAGAGAUUGAAUCAACGUGAGCAAGACCAAGACCAAGACCAAGACCAAGACCAAGGCCAAGGCCAAGGCCAAGACCAAGAGAAUGUGGAGAAGGCCACCACAUCAAGUGAUGAUCUGGCCAGCCAGUAGCUCCAGAGCAAGGCCAGAGACUUCAGUGAUACCUGCUAAGUCUCCAGAGGUCUGGUGGUUGAGAAAUGGACAAUUGUGUAUACUGUGAAUUUUACACAACAGGGUACACUGAUGGUACCUGAAAUAAAAUCAACCUGCUG